Hemiscyllium ocellatum (epaulette shark) is the source of this 7142-nucleotide messenger RNA. Its product is annotated as DENN domain-containing protein 2C-like. Lineage: Eukaryota; Metazoa; Chordata; Chondrichthyes; Orectolobiformes; Hemiscylliidae. The transcript has 20 exons. The record is from RefSeq and is a predicted model, not a curated record. Bases 238 to 3405 code for a protein of 1055 amino acids.
CAUCCAGCAAGGAUCUGAACUCACUCAGCAAACACACACAUACACACGGUGGAAGUGGAGCAAGCUGUAAGCGGACAGCCGGGGGCUUCUCCCUGUAGCCGGGGGUCUCGCUGACUGAAAUGUGAACAGAGUUUACAGGCGGGGGGAGUCCCUGAAAUUCACUAGGCGCCAACAUGGAAAUGGACAACAGCUGGGAAAGGCUGGUGUACAUGACACUGUGUGCCAAGAGAUGGAGUGAUGAGUGAUACCAGAGCUGGGGUUUCAGCAGCGUCUCAUUCUCCCAGCAAUCCCUCAUCUUACAGAAGGGUCAGGAGAAUUGUGAAGGAAAUUGAAGACGCCCUUAGUCAGAUCCCUCAGAGUUCUGCAAGCAAAGGUCUCUGUGUGUACAAGUGGCCUCCAACCAGGAACUUGGGCGAGGUCCAAUCAGCUGGGGCCUCGAGGGGAGGCCUACCACCGGCUGCAGCAGUGGAGCACUCUUUCCGAGUCUCUCCAAGUAAAACGGGCCUGAAUGAUACAAGGCUGCUUGGAUACAAGGCUCCAGGGAGGGGGGUGUCUGCACCUCAAAAUGGGUCCGGCGUAAAGAAACCGCUACAGAAAAUGCACUCGGUGGGUACUGUACCCAACCUCGGAGAUCGAAUCAGCUCCCGACACCACAGCGUCAACAUUAAACAAAAGAUCUCGCAAUGGGAGGGGAAAUCAAAUGUCAGCAAGGAUAAAAGCCCACCCCCAGAGUGCGGGUGCCUGUUCGAUGCAAAGGCUGAAGGCCCAGUAGGUGGCAACAAGCGCGGCCUAGUCAAGGCUAAAAGCCUAGGCCUGGAUUUCAGGGAAGGACAAAGUACAAAUGACCAAAAGGUCAAACAUGCAGAUGAGAAAAACUGGGGCGAGCCAAACUCAAGGGGAACUGGUUCUGUGAUACCUCAGGUGAAAAAGAUGGAGAAUUUGGUGCAGAAUACUUCAGAUACUGGCAAGUUACUACCUCCGGGGAAUUUUUAUACAUCCAAGAAUUUCUGGAAGAAGAAGAUGGAAGAUGUUCUACAAGAUAAGAAUGCAUUAAGUGCUGCUGAGCUGAAAAGAAAACGCGAAAGCACCAGCUCAACAGAAAAGGAAUUAGAUUUGCAGAUCUUUGAGAGCAGAGAGAGAACCAUUCGGAGCCCAGACAAUGUGUAUACGGAUGAGGAAACUGAUGGAUCACGUCAAAUCAAUCCGGUCCCUAAACCCCGCAGAACCUUUAAAUAUGCUGUAGAUAAAAAUUCCCGGGGCUCGUCCCCUCCAGCGAAACCAAUGGCAACGAAAGGAAAUGCUUGCUCCCCACCCCCUCUGCCAUCUCACCCACCUCCUCCGGCUAAGAUCAUGGGCAUGAAACCACAACCAAUAAAGAGCAAAAGGAAAUCCUUUGAGUUUGAGGAUGCACAGGGCCUUCAGAUUCUCCUGACACCAGCAAUGAGUGGAAGCAAUGCUAUCGAAGAUGACAACAAGGUGAAAGUGACACUUGCCCAUACAGUGUCUGAAGAGAAUCUGUAUGAGGAUAUUAUAAGUCUUUCCAAGGAGAAUCCAUAUGAAGACAUCAAGUUCACCCCGUCACUUCUGUUGAGAGGGAAGAGAGUCUGGGGAUCACCAACCACACGCCCCAGGAGACCUCCCAAGCUUCCACCCAAACCUGCCAGCCUCCUGGGCCAAGCUCAGGAGAGUAAAAGCUGGAAGCCUGCAGAGCUGAGGAAGAUCAGCAAGGAGAACACAUCGCCGCUGCUUCGGUAUAACCUCCAGCCACCUGCUGGAACCCACGAGGAUCCCAUCAGUGGCGAUGCCUUUGUGAAAAAGAGAAAAAGGAUCCCAGCGUUGGUUCUGAAGAUACAGGCAGUGUACGAUAUGAAGAGAGGAAAGAAAAAAGUGAAAGCUCUGAGCUCUUCAGGAUCCGACUCCACGCCCGUGAAAGAUGACAACAGUGAGACAGAGAGCGAUACAGAGGAACAAAAGAAAGCUCACAAUCAGCGUUUGGUAUAUGUGCAUUCAACAUUGAAAAGAAACACUCGCUAUCAAACCCUUGAGCGGGAUUUAUUCGAAUUACAGGAGCAGAAGCUUUUUGAAUACUUUGUGGUGGUCUCACUUCGCAAGAAAGCUUCGAUAAACAUAUACGAACCUCAGGUCACGCAGCAGUUUCCCAGUAAGCUGGAGAAGUCGACAAGGCAAGCCCGUGAUGCUGAAGAAAGGCUAAAAGCUAUUCCUCAGUUCUGCUUUCCUGAUGCCAGCGAAUGGGUUGCAGUCUCUCAGUUGACCAGUGAAACCUUCUCCUUCGUUUUGACUGGUGAGGAUGGGAGCAGAAGGUUUGGGUACUGUCGGAAACUCUUGCCGAACGGGAAAGGGAAAAGGUUGCCAGAGGUUUACUGUAUCAUCAGUCGGCUCGGUUGCUUCAAUCUCUUCUCGAAGAUUCUGGACGAAGUGGAGAAACGAAGGGAGAUCUCCCCGGCCCUCGUCUACCCAUUCAUGCGCAGCGUGAUGGAGGCUCCGUUUCCAGCACCAGGCCGAGUUAUCACCGUCAAGAACUUCCUGCCAGGGUCAGGGAACGAGGUGAUCGAACUAUGUAGACCCAUGGAUUCAAGACUGGAGCACGUUGACUUUGAAUGUCUCUUCGGUUGUUUGAACGUCCGGCAUGUAAUCCACGUGUUUGCUUCGUUGCUUUUGGAGCGGAGAGUGAUUUUCAUUGCAGACAAGCUCAGCACUCUCUCUAAGUGUGGCCAUGCAGCUAUCGCCAUGUUGUACCCAUUUACCUGGCAGCACACCUACAUUCCCGUGCUUCCGGCGGUCAUGAUCGAUAUCGCUUGUUCUCCCACUCCUUUCCUUAUCGGAAUUCUUUCAAGUUCGGUGCCUCAGUUGAAUGACCUGCCCAUAGAGGAGGUGUUGGUGGUUGAUCUAUGCGCUGACAGAUUCCUGCGACAAAUGAAUGAUGAAGAUUCCAUUCUUCCACACAAGCUACAAGCUGCACUGGAGCAGAUCCUUGAGCAGCGAUCAGAAAUGCUGACUGUGCGAGAGGAUGUGGACAAUGCAGAUGGCCUGUGCUCCCUCAGUACCCUGGUUUCAGAAGCUUGCGUUCGCUUCUUUGUGGAGAUCGCUGGGCACUACUCCCUGCACAUGGUGGUCAAUGACAAGGGUGAGCGGUCCUUUCAGAGAGAGGCCUUUCGCAAGUCCCACACCUCCAAGAAUGUGCGGCAGUUCCUGGAGCUUUUCAUGGAGACCCAGAUGUUCGCUGGCUUCGUGCAGGACAGGGAGCUAAGGAAAAGUGGGGUCAAAGGUCUCUUUGAGGUGCGGGCUGCGGAAUAUCUGGAGACUAUUCCUGAAACGGGACCGAGUGGUGUCAACAGGUUUCUGAAAGGCCUGGGGAACAAAAUGAAAUUUCUUUCCAAGAAAUGAGAAAUCCAGUGACACAAACAUUCCACUACUCUGGAUCCCCAAGACCGAGCAUCGUCUAACCGUGCCCUGUGAGAGACUCCUGGUUACACACCCACUUUCGCUGGUCAUUGUGGGCAACUGGAGAAACCACGGGGUAGUGUUGUUUGCAUGGAGCUGGAAUUUUGCCGCCGCACGCACAAAGUUCCUGCGCUGAGAUUGCACGGGACGGCCACAGCAUAGAAACCCCCACUGGACGAUGUGCUCUGUUCUGACAUUGAAGGUUUCCGACACACUCUAUAUGAGGGUGUGCCCCAGCUGUGGUGAAGCAAAAUGAAUUGGGAGGUUGAUCACAAGAGCAAUGUGAAUAAAAGAGGCCAUUGGAACUAAAUAAUCCCACCCUCGCAGCAUCCAGCCCUUUUUCCAAAAGCUCCCCAUGUCGUCGUUGAAGUUUCUGUCACUCCCUGAUUUUUGCUGCAUAAUGGACAUGUCAUACCUUCUCUAAAUGUGCCUUUCACAGAUCGAUCCUGUAAUUACACGGUGAAAUAAUUGGUAUGAUAAUGACUGGUGUUGCCUAGUGCAUUAGGUCUAUCAGACUGGGCCCUAUACAAAGAGGACAAUGACAUGGUCCCCUUGUACAUAGAGUGAUAGGAUGCUACAAUGUAGCCUGUGCCCACCAACCCUGGCCUUUCCUUUUCUCUAUCAGACAGCGGUUGGAUUAAAUGGCAGUUCCAUAUGAAUCUGUGUCCACAGGAAUAGAUCUGAGUACCUGCCAGAGAUGGGCUUAGCCUCCAGCCUAGAUUUUGAGCAGGAAGGGGAAUCUUCCAAUCAUUCCUCUGUUACACUCCCCUUUAACAGCUCCAAAAAUAGCAUCACAUUUUAAAUGUUAUUUUUAAAAAUUCAUCAAAACAUGAAAUAGGCGUUGUUUGGAAGUCACAGCUUCUCAGUGGAAAGCUGCAGGAAGUAUUACUCAGUAGCUGACUCAGCGUCUGUAACUGAGGCCUCACUGGGAAAUUCCCAUCACCAGAGCCCCAUUUAUUCCGGACAAAUCCUCUUGCCUUUCCUAAAAGUGUCAAAUAUUAAUCCUGUACCUAAAGGGCAUAGUUAUACCUUGAAGUACUGCUUAUCAAAAGUGGACCACAUAACUCUGUAGCUCAACAUUUUAUCAGCAAAACUAUUCCAAGGACAGCCCUGAAGUGGCUGUUGUUAUUUUUGACUCUGUCCCUGAAUCCCGCCACUAACCCACACUCUUAUCAGCCUGGAUCCUGUGCAGCCCUAGGGAACCCAGUCCAAUGUCACCUCUUCUUGAAUGUUCCAGUCACAACAUUCCUCACUUGUCUUUCUCCCUCACUGGAUAGUAACCUCACACUGCCCCCUAUAGUCAGGGGGCCAACUGAUAAAGCCACUUCCAUGUGAACGAGAUCAGUUAAGGACACAGACUGGGGCUUGAUCAGAUCGGAUAGUCCCUAUUACUCAGAAGCAUAGGGCAACUACUCAAGCUUGAACUAUAUGAGAGACAUUCAUGAUUCUGCACCUUACUGGACUGUCACAGUGUAGUGGAAGUUGAUGGGAAUUAGGUUAUUGUCAGGACUGAUAUGUGGUGGUGGGGUGGUGGGGGUGUGCAAAUCCUGCAUUAAUGUUUUAAUCCAAUCCGCAGUGCUUCAUGCACCAUACACUUCUGGUCUUUGAAUCCCAGCGUUUGAGUGCUUUACUGAGAUUAACAUGCAGCAAACUGUGGAUGGGUUUGAUGUCAUUUUUAAAAAACAGUUUUUAAUAAGCUAGCGUGGUGAAGUUUAAUAGUGAAGUGUCUGAAUUAGAUUAAGGCAGUGCUUACUGUAUUCCCCCUAACAUAGAGACCAGUUUAAACAAUGAGUGACACUGCAGGUCCAGUCAGAUAUCAGCUAAAACAAUCUACAGGACAAACCAGUGACAGACCUCACACAGGAAGACGUAUUCUACAGUCACUCCAGCCUGCAGUUUUACCAGAAAUGGCUGGAAUAAAGCCCAGCAGGUCAGGCAGCAUCUGUGGAGGGACAUCAGUAUUAAUAACUCUGAUUUCUGUGCACAGAUGCUGCCUGACCUGCUGAGCAUUUUUCGAGUAUUUGCAAUUCUUUGGGAUUUUUAUACAGUUUUACCAGAAUUAUUCCAAGUCCAAAGAGGUCCCAAACUCUCAACACCGCUCCUGGCAACAAGUGAACAUUAACAGUAUUUCACCAAGUCUCUUUAGGUUCCCAAUUUGUUCCAACCUUUAACUGGCUUUUCAUAUUUAAAAAAAAACAUUUGAAUUCUUGCUGUUGUGAUUCAGACUGCCCUUGGCUUCUGGACGAUUGUGACUGGACUCUUUAUUUAAACCAUCAAUUUUUAUUAUUGAGAAUGGAGCCUUACUCCAGCUGCCCUGUUGGAGUUGCUGUACUUCCCUUUUCCUUCGUACCAAUAUCAUUGCCCCAUCACAGCGUCCCAGUGAUCGGUUGGAGGAGCUGCUGCUUCAGAUUGAUACAGCAGUACUGGACUGGUCAGCUCAUGGGCAUCUCUGCUACCAGCUAUUCAACCACUGGCUGACACUGUCAGUCCUGAACUGCCCUUGCCCAACAUAAGGCCUUCUUGGAAUGGUAAGCAAUGCCCCAUUUUCAAUUUCUUUCUCUUUAGCUCAGGAUUCUGCAGAAAGAUUGCUGUAAUACUUUAUUCCAGAGUAACUCAGACAUCAGAGGGUUGUCUCACUAACCAUCAGGCAUUGGGAAUUAGGUGACAUAUUCUGCUCCGCUUUCAGAACACCACAGUGAAUAUUAACUCUCACUGGUAGAAUGUGUGAGCUGAGAUACAGUGAGGUGGAACUUUGUUAGUGAGGCAGCCCGGGCGUAAGGCAUUGCUAAAUUGUAGCCCCCUUCAAAUCCUCUUGGUUUGAAUCAUGUUCAGUUUGAGGUAGGGCUGGUGAACAGGCCAGUGUUGAGACUCCGUGCUGUGGUGAGGUUAGGAGAAAUGGUGAGGCUUACCUCCGCUCAAGUCACACAUCGAUGCCUUUACAAAAGAACUUCAAACUUCUCAAACACAUGCAACAUCAACCUGCUCUCUGUCUGAUAUACUCACUAACACAGCCAUUUUAGAGCACAUGCAGGUUCAUGUGAUUCAUUUCCCUAGAGGUCGCUGUAACAUUUUAAUUAACUUUGCACAAAUCGAGUGCCCCCUUAACUUCAUAUUGCAGUUCAGUUGUGUACACCUGGGAAUAACCUUUGGAGGUAAUGCCCCUUCCUACAUCACAACUGUGCCUGCACUUGCAAAAUCCAAGUUCUUUGUUUUACACAAAAGAGUUUGGGUUGUGAAAGAUGUUAUAGUCCUUCCUUUCCAGCAGCCCAGGGGAAGUCGAUUUUCUCUGAUCAGGCCAUUCAUUGCUUUCUCCCUGGUUCUGAGCUGAUUUAUUCUCUCUCUGUAUGUUUUUAAACAUGGGGAAUGUUAACACGGCCUUGGAUUGUGUUGUAAGAUGACAGCACUGGAGAUAUUGAUGAACUAGACUGAUUCAGAAAGAACAGUAAAACCACUAAUGCCACUGUGUGGUGCAUUGAGGCUCAGAUCUCCCAUUGACAUGUUUACAGUGUGGAUAGGGGGGGGCUCUUUACAAAAUGUUGUCCCUGUAAUGUGAUGAGACACUGAUGCCUCUCCGUGUUGCAGGGCAGAGUGUUCUCUCUGUAUGUGUGUAGGACAAAUAACUGUAACAGACCAUUGUUUACAAAUGAACUGUAAAGAAAUAAACAUUUGGACAAACACCA